AUGAUCAAUCACGAUAAUGAUGAAGAUAAAGUUUCUUUCACCUUCUUUGAUUUCAAUCAAUCCGAAGUCUGCAAUCCUCUCUAUGCUAAACUUCGUGAAAAACUUUCGUCCAACAAAAAGAGCAAAACCUUCUCCAUGCAAUUUACUCCCCACAAAACGAUUGGCUAUCAAAGGCCUGUUAUUACCGAGGAUGGAGAUGUGGAAGAAGUUUCUGAUCAAGACAAAAAGUUGAAACUUCAUUAUCCUUCCGAUAUUAAAAUUGCUCGCCAUCAUGGUUGUCUUGUAAUUGCUGAUGAUCAUAAUGAUAGAAUAGUAUUUCUCAAUUUGGAUAAUUAUCAAUUGAGGACUGAAUUUACUUUGGAAGAGAGUGUCACUGAUUUUUGGAUUGAGUCUGAUAGUGCUGGAAAUGAAUAUAUUUAUUUUGGAGAUAAUGGAAUUACUUUUAAAUUUAAUAUUGCCAAAUUGGUUGAACAUGCACAAGUAAAGUUGAAAGAUAUAGAGCCCAUGUGGAAGAUUUCUGAAAAACUGUCUGGAUCUAUAAUGGUAAUACAUGAUGCAAGUAGAAAGGAAAAGGUAGUAUUGAGAUGGAACAAUGAUGCACAAGGAUUAAAUGCUCAUAGAGAUUGUGAUGGUUCUCUAUUGGCCAAAUAUCCAGUCCUGUCAUUAUGUGAUUCUCCUGGACUGUUUGCCAUUUCAAAUUCAGAAUUCAUUGCUCUCAAUCACGAAUCUAAUAUGGUCUUUAAAAUUACAUUAACCGAUGGCAAAUGUGAAAACUCAGACAUGUUUCAAGUACAAAAUCCUUGGAAACAUCCACUUUCGGUUGCAAAAGAAUUGAGUCAACAUAGAAUUUACAUCUCAGAUUAUGGAAAUAAGAGGAUUGUUGUUUGGGACUUGUUGCAGGAGUGUGAAAUUAAAAUUCACCACGAGGAACAUCUCCAUCCAUUUGGAAUUUUCUAUGACGAUCAAUCUGGACUACUCUAUGUUGUCGAUCAACAAGCUUGUAUCAUUCGAGUGUAUCAGUAAAUACUUUGUGGACAAACCACAAGAUAUUGU
Messenger RNA from Naegleria gruberi, 1053 nucleotides. RefSeq lists its product as uncharacterized. The coding region runs from base 1 to 1023 and encodes 340 amino acids. The transcript has a single exon. The record is from RefSeq and is a predicted model, not a curated record. NCBI's taxonomy places the organism in Eukaryota, Heterolobosea, Eutetramitea, Acrasida, Naegleriidae.